Molecule: messenger RNA, 711 nt
Organism: Phycomyces blakesleeanus NRRL 1555(-)
Lineage: Eukaryota; Fungi; Mucoromycota; Mucoromycetes; Mucorales; Phycomycetaceae
Exons: 8
Coding region: 1-711 (236 amino acids)
Molecular function (GO): phosphatase activity
Source: RefSeq, a predicted model, not a curated record
AUGGUUCAAAAUAACCUUGCUGUGUUUGAUUUUGAUUGGUCGCUCAUAGAAGAGGAUAGUGACCAUUGGGCUAUCAGCCGUCUAUCGCCCGAACAAUGGGAAAUAUGCCUAGCACAAAGGGGAAGAGUCAGUAUAGACACCAUGGAUGAGGCUAUUUGUAAGCUACAGGAUCAAGGAAUUACCAAAAGUCAGUUUGAAAAAGUACUCAAGACUAUUCCCAUGCUAUGGGUUAAUCUGAAGCUCAACGCUAACAACACACGCGUCCUUAUUGUGUCUGAUGCAAACACAUUCUAUAUUGAGACCAUCCUAGAGGCCUACAAUGUACGCAAUCUUGUUACGGACAUUAUCACCAAUAGGUUCUACACUGAUAGUCACGGAAGAUUCCGUAUAGACAGAAGAACACCAGCCUCAGGUCCUCAGCACAAUUGCCCGCAGGGAUGUUCGGCCAAUCUUUGUAAAGGGAUGGAAUUGACCCGAUAUAUUGAGACACAUGGACCAUUUUCAAAGGUCAUGUAUGUUGGCGAUGGAAAGAACGACUAUUGUCCUUGUACGCAUUUAAGAGAUACGGACCGUGUGUUUGCCAGAUCUGGACGGGCUUUAUCUAACCUGUUGGCUCCUGGUUCAGAGCAUGCAGGAAAGGUCAAGGCAAACAUCACUUUCUGGGAGACUUCUGAUACAGUGUUGGAUAGAGUUAAUAAGGAAGGAUUGUGA